AUGUCUUUACAUUAAUUUAUCACUAGCAACAAUAAAGGUUUGCAAAAAUAGUUAGAGUUUAAAAAUUUUAUUGUGAAAAAUUAGACAAUAAGUAUUAGAAGACCGAAAAAAUUUUUAAAUCGACACAGUAGAUAAAUUACAUUCGGAUCAACAAACGACAGAGAAAUUCAUUAGUCAAAGUUGCCAAGUCUCCCUUAAUACGAUGUAAAUUAUCAACAAGUUGACAAACACUAAAGAACGGUCUCUAUUAAGGCAGAUCGAGAGUCUGUUAUACAAUUCACUUAAGAAAACACCAAUACUUCCCCUAUUAAAUAGGAAACAUGGGUUAGACAGAGAAAAGGAAGUCUUAAUUUAAACGAAGUAAAAGUAAAAAUGCCCAAGAUGAAUUUAUAAAUGCCCUUAAAUUAUUUUGAUUUUGAAAUUUAAUAGCCUUUGAGUUUAAAAUAGGUGUAUCAUUUAUUUGAUAUAUUAAAAGAAAAACACUAAAUAAAAACAACAAGGGAAGUAUGA
This is a messenger RNA of Paramecium tetraurelia, 510 nucleotides long. RefSeq lists its product as uncharacterized. Lineage: Eukaryota; Ciliophora; Oligohymenophorea; Peniculida; Parameciidae. The transcript has 2 exons. The record is from RefSeq and is a predicted model, not a curated record.